AUGUAUUUGGAAAAAUUUCAAUGUAAAAAUGGAGAUUGUAUAUUAAGUUCAUUAUUAUGUGAUGGAAAAGUAGACUGUAAAGAUAAAUCUGAUGAAACAAUUAUGGAGUGUAAUAAACCUGGAAUUGCAUGUCCAGAUUAUGCAUUUCGAUGCUCAUAUGGUGCAUGUGUAGAUGGAGAUGCAACUUGCAAUGGAAUAAAAGACUGUAUUGAUAAUAGUGAUGAAACACUAUCUAGAUGUACAGGCACUUCACAAAAUGAACACACAUUAUGCUCAAAAAGUCAAUUUAAUUGUAAUAAUGGGCAGUGCAUUGAUAAGGGUAAAUUAUGUGAUGGUACUGCGGACUGUACAAAUGGUUCAGAUGAAACAUUUAUUCAAUGUGGAUCAUUACCGUGCUUACAGCGUCUUUUUCGAUGUAACUAUGGUGCCUGUAUUGAUGGUGACUUAAAAUGCAAUGGUGUCAGUAAUUGUGCAGAUGGUUCAGAUGAAAGUCCUGAACUAUGUAGAGACACUGAUACAUCAGUUGAUUUCACUUCACGACCCACUACAAUUUCUACCACUUCAUAUCAACCUGAUAUAUCAGAUGAUUUCACUUCACGACCCACUACUUCAAGACCUUACCAUCCUCCAACUUUAGGAUAUUGUACUGUACCACCACAACCAGAAUAUGGAUAUUGGAAAUUACAUAAAUCACUGUGUUGUAAUGCUGAUGUAGAUGGUCAAUUAUGUGACCAUUGUGAUGUUAAUCAAGGUACUCGGUUAGAGCAAGGUACUCGGUUAAUUUAUGGUUGUAAUCCUGGCUAUAUGAUUAGAGGUAAUCUUGAGGUAUUUUGUGAUACAAGAGGUAAAUGGUUAAAUAUUCCAGUUUGUACAGAAAUACGCUGUAAAGCUUUGCAUUCAGCUUCAAGAAAGGCAGAAUGUUCAUACCAUGGAGAAUAUGUACCGUGUACAUCUUCUGUCUUACCCGGGACAGUAGCAAGAUUAGCAUGUAGAAUUAGUUAUAAUCAAGAUAAGACAUUAUUUUCUGUCACUUCAUCACAAGUUACCUGUAAUAGAACUGGUCAAUGGGAACCGGAACCGAUACGAUGCAUCCCAGCAUGCGGUCUUUCAUCCCCAAGAAAUGUACCACUUAUUGUAAAUGGAACUUUACCUCACAUUACUGAAUUUCCAUGGCAUGCUACACUCUAUAGAGCAGAGAGUCCUUCUUCACCAAAAAAAUUUAUUUGUGGUGCAACUAUUGUUGCUGAAAGACUUUUAAUAACAGCAGCACAUUGUAUUUAUGACGAAAUUAAUAGAAAAGUACAAGAUGCUUCAACAUUUCACAUAGUCACAGGAAACAUUUAUAGAGAUUUUGAUUCUCCUUUACACGAUAUAAGAAUAGUGAGGAAAGCCCAGGUAAAGAAUGUGUAUAUUCGUUGUACCUAUCUUGGACUUGACGGAAAUUAUGCUGAAGACAUAGCUAUACUAGAAAUUGCAGAAUCAUUUGCAUUUACAACUACAUUAAUACCAAUAUGUUUAGAUUUUGCUAACAGUUACAAUCCAUUAUUAGAAGCUGGAAUUUUCGGAAAAGUGGCAGGAUUUGGAAGAACUGCUGUAGGAGAAUCUAGCUUCAUUUUACAAGCAAUUACAGUGCCAUAUGUUACACUUCAACAAUGCAAAUCAUCAAGUAUUCAAUUUGAGACUGAAAAGUAUAUCACAGCUGAUAAAUUUUGUGCAGGUUAUACAGAUGGUACAUCGGUUUGUGAUGGUGACAGCGGUGGCGGCUUGGUUGUCCAGAGAGGCGGAUUAUGGUAUUUAGGAGGUAUUGUUAGUGUUAGCCUUGGCACAACGCAGUCGGGAGGGGAGAGACACUGCGAUAGUUACGCAUAUUCUUUAUAUACACGAAUUUUUGAUUACAUGACGUGGAUUCACAAUAUUGUAAUCAACGUAGGAGCCCAAAAAAAGCCACCAGCAUGUUUUGCAUCAUAAUAAUUCUUUUUGCAUUUAUCUAUAUCAAGUAAUUCUAUCGAAACAUGCAAUGUUUACCUUUAAAAGUGAGGUUUAAUUGAAGUCUUACAGAGUUGCCUAUGACAAUAUGUACACAUAUGUAUAAUGUAGAAAAACCAUAAUUACAUUAUACUCAUUGUACCAA
Molecule: messenger RNA, 2131 nt
Organism: Habropoda laboriosa
Lineage: Eukaryota; Metazoa; Arthropoda; Insecta; Hymenoptera; Apidae
Product: limulus clotting factor C-like
Exons: 7
Coding region: 1-1968 (655 amino acids)
Biological process (GO): proteolysis
Cellular component (GO): plasma membrane
Molecular function (GO): protein binding; serine-type endopeptidase activity
Source: RefSeq, a predicted model, not a curated record